AAAGAGAUCACGCCGGCCGCCGAUCUCCCAACACAACCAGACUCCAUGACUGGCGGAAGCGGCGGGAGACGAGACCACGAGUCCGACCGAGACGCAUCGACGGCCUUGCCCGUCCCGGGACCCUGCGCCUCGACGCAGCGCGCGCUCGCCGAGUGCCGCCGCCGCGCCGCGCGCGGGCCGCUGCAGCCCGAGGUGCUGUGCCGCCACCUGAACCGCGCGCUAGCGGAGUGCGUCGUGACCGCGUGCUGCCCCGACGAGAUCGACGCCGUCCGUACCCUCUGCGGCAGCGCUGGCACCGCGCUCAAGCGCAAGCAGUGCCAGCGGGCGCGCAUCGAUCUCGCCCUCUGCCUCGAGGCGCAUCAAGAGCCCUAAAUCCUAAUCUGCUAUCCGUGGUGCAUGUGAGGAAUCUCUUCCCGUGUACAGCGAUUUUCGUUGAUAACCACACAUCUCCGUUCUAUUCUGUAGUCUAUUUAUAUAUUUUGUAAAAUACAAUCUUGUUAUGGAACAUUGGAGCCCCAAGCUCCCAACCAACUGUCUGUAAAUAGGAGUGGUAAUAGAU
This is a messenger RNA of Zea mays, 559 nucleotides long. Its product is annotated as cytochrome C oxidase biogenesis Cmc1-like protein. The record is from RefSeq and is marked validated. NCBI's taxonomy places the organism in Eukaryota, Viridiplantae, Streptophyta, Magnoliopsida, Poales, Poaceae. The coding region runs from base 46 to 372 and encodes 108 amino acids. The transcript has a single exon.